UCAGGGGUCUAUUGCAAAUCAUAGUAGCCGAGGAAUUCAGGUGUUUCCCUGCUCCUCCCAGUAGUUAGAUAAUAUUUCGGUACUCAAUGUUAUCGGCAAGGACAAAAACUAGGGUUGAUCGGUAUUUGUCUAUAAUCACGUGAGUUAAAAUCGAUAGAUAAAUCUUUUAAUGUAGUUUCUACUUGUAUUUAAUGAGAUAAGAUAGACGACAAAAGGACCUGACGUUUUUAUUAAUAUACACAUAGAAUUUGAUGAUUCUUUAGGAAUACUGCGUAUUUGCGCCGUUUUUUGUUGUUGCUUUUUUGUUUUGGUUUGUUUAAUUGUUUGUUUGAUUUAUUUUUUGUAUUUUCUUCGUACAGAAAAUAUGAUAAUAACCAAAACAUGAAUGCAACAUAGAAAAUGCAAUAAGGAGAUGAAUAUUCAGUAUAAGGAGAUAGAAGAAAUUUAAAAAAGUGGCUGGCAACUACAAAUGGUUUAUAGAUUUACAAGACGAACUAAAUAAAGAAGUUAAAAAAUGGAGGAUUCAUCAUACGUAAUCUACGAAAGACUGAAUAAAAGCGAUUUAACAAGAGGGCACGAAUACUAUCUCAGUAAUUUAUUAUUUUUGGAACAAGCUUCGCCCAUUGCAUUGAAGGCCAUUUUGAAAAGGGAAGUCGAUAAAUGUGGAACAGAUAUUGCUACUUUGUUAAAUGAAAAUAAAAACUCAUUCAAAACCAAGUUCGAAACGGAAUAUCUUCAGCUGUUUCAAAAUGAUAUGCUCAAUACAGAUUUUGAUUUCUGGGACACUCUGCAACUUUGUGCUGCUAUAUUCGUCUUAUUUGAAUCUGAUUUAGCUGAUCCAGAAGUUGAAGCCAUCCAAUGUAUAUAUGAAAAUAGAAAAGAUAUUGAAAAUUACGCAGAAGUUGCCUCUCUAACAUACACUACCUACAAGGAGAAACAACAUACAUUGCGAGAGCAAUUACUCGAGUUGAUAAAGCUCAUAAACGACAAAGAAAAGCUUGAUUGUAAACGCAUGAUGUUUUCAUUUGAACCAAAAUCAAUGAACUUAAGCGAAAAACUAAUAGGAAAUCUAAAACAGACAAAGGAUGUCAAAACCCAUCUUCAAAUUGCAAUCGAAGGAAAUGUUGUAACAAAGAUCGAAACCAUAAGUGACGAAAACGAUCCAAUUCUGCUGAAAAAUGACAACAUUUUCAUUGAAGACCUUAAGAACAAAAAGGUCUUCAUCAAUGAUUCGGCUGUUUUAAUCUGUAAACUUAACUCCGCAGCGAGUGAGACUGUUGUUUGGAAGAAGGAUUGCAAGCCGGUCGAAAUGACAGACAAUAUCGUGUUCAUGGAAAACCAUUGCACCCAUUGUUUAGCGAUAGCACACGCAUCAUUGGAAGAUACGGGCAUAUAUGCCUGUGUAUGUGGAAAAAUUUCAACAUCAGCUAAUCUUACUGUUAUAG
This is a messenger RNA of Ruditapes philippinarum (Manila clam), 1445 nucleotides long. RefSeq lists its product as uncharacterized. The annotation marks the transcript as partial. NCBI's taxonomy places the organism in Eukaryota, Metazoa, Mollusca, Bivalvia, Venerida, Veneridae. The transcript has 4 exons. The record is from RefSeq and is a predicted model, not a curated record.